GUUCUUUUGCUUUAUUUCUUUACCGUUGACUGUCUCGAGUACAAAUUCUUCUUCAUCUUCUAAACUCUCCACUGCUUUUUAACUUUAAUUUUCCCAAUUUUAUUGUUUUAUUUGAAUUUACUUUCACUUUAGACACACAAUCCACCAAGAUAAAUAGCUAGCCAUAUAAGUUUUUGUUAUACAAAACACUCAGAAAAUCAAUCAAGACAUAAAGAUACAAAAUGAGUGAGCUUCUCUACUCUCUCCCCACUUGGGAUCUCCAUAAUCUUGGAUCACUCUUCAAGCCUGACUUCAAUCUUGAUAUUGCAUGUGGAUUCAUGAAUGAAUCGUCGGAACAGAUUUACCGGUCACCGGAUAUGGAUUAUACCGACGUCUCCACAGGUUACCUCGAAGACGCAUUAAUCGAGUCAUGUGAGAGAAGCAAAAGAAGACGUCUCUUGUUCGACGAUCCGGCAAAAUCUCUUAACGAUAGCUACUCUCAGAACGAUUGGGGCCUGCAUGAGAGUUAUAGCUGUUUGAAUAGUCAGUUUGUCACUCCACAUGUUAACACAGACGAACGUAAGAGUGGAAUAAGUAGUAGCUUUGAGGAGGCGAUAUCGACCAUUUACGGGUCUCCCGACACUCCUGUUUCUUCCGACAAUAUCUAUGUUCCAGAAAGAUCUCCAACCGAACCAUCUUCGUCUAAUUGUGGUAAUAAGAACAAAAGACUAAUCACGAGAGUGGUCUAUCCAUUUGGAUUGGUGAAACCAGGUGGUGGAGACGAAGAUGUAACCCUAAAUGACAUAAAUAAGAGGAUUCUUAUGCCACCGGCUCGGCCUGUUCGACAUCCUGUAGGAGACUUUGCCUCUCGAUCGUGCAUCUCGACCAGUGGGCCAGGCCUCUCCGGCAAAUCCGUGAUGGCUUUGACUAGGAUCCAAACACAAGGGAGGGGUACAAUUACCAUAAUCCGAACUAAGGGGUAAAUUAUGUAAUAUUGAUAAUUAUUAGCAAAGGGUUCAAUAUGUGUAAUAAUAUAAUCGAGGAAGUUUUAGAAAGCCAAAGUCAUCAUUGGCGAUGAGAGAAACUUUCAACUUUUGAAAAUUGUUGUACAAUAUUCAAAAGCUUACCUUUUACAUCAACAUUCUAAAAUACAUAAUUUACAAUUCAUAGAACAUAUUAUUUUGUUUCUU
Thlaspi arvense is the source of this 1169-nucleotide messenger RNA. The record is from the annotation of a GenBank genome assembly. NCBI's taxonomy places the organism in Eukaryota, Viridiplantae, Streptophyta, Magnoliopsida, Brassicales, Brassicaceae.